AGACGAUGGCAGACGCGACACGCCGACUGAGUCAGCUGUUGGGGCGUGCCCUUAAUUUCGUUCUGGGCGAGGUGAGGCCAGCAAUGGCUGCUGGUUCUCGGACUCUGGGCUCAUGGCCUCACCGCGCCCAGUGCCUUGGUUCCGGAUUCUUCCAUAACCUGCUCCCAGUACUGCCUCUGUGACGCCGGGAGUUGCUCCCUGAGAUUUGUUGCCGCCCUUCGCUGGACUUUCGCCCUGGGUGGAGCGGCCGGGCGGGUUUCGAAGCCUGCGUAUCCCUGACUCUUCACCCAGAGCCUCCGAGUCACUCUACUGGCUUUUCCCGUUUCCCCGCCCCGCUUUUAAGCCGUCCGGUUGCCCUUUCAACCAGCAUCGCUCCGGUCUGUGUGGUGUAAUUUAGUAGUGUUCCCCCAGCACCACAUUCUCUGGCGAUUUCCCUAAUUUAUCUCGAUACAGAUCACUUGGAUUCAGUCGAGUUUGCUUUGCUCCGUGGGAACUGCAUCAGAGCUGGAGGUUAGCAUCUUGCAAGGAGGUAGUAACAUAUCCAGUCGUGAAACUGGGAAAGACCAGAGCUCUUGCAUCAGGGAAACAUGUCCCGUCGGAAACAGACAAAUCCAAAUAAAGUUCACUGGGAUCAAGUAUUUGCUGGGCUAGAAGAGCAAGCCCGCCAGGCGAUGAUGAAAACUGAUUUUCCUGGAGACCUUGGCAGUCAGCGACAAGCUAUCCAACAACUAAGAGAUCAGGACUCCAGUAGCAGUGACAGUGAGGGUGAUGAAGAGGAGACCACACAAGAUGAAGUCUCUUCCCACACAUCAGAGGAAGAUGGAGGGGUGGUCAAAGUGGAGAAAGAGUUAGAAAAUACACAGCAGCCUGUUGGUGGGAACGAAGUGGUAGAGCACGAGGUCACAGGGAAUUUGAAUUCUGACCCCUUGCUUGAACUCUGCCAGUGUCCCCUCUGCCAGCUAGACUGCGGGAGCCGGGAGCAGUUGAUCGCUCAUGUGUACCAGCACACUGCAGCAGUGGUGAGCGCCAAGAGCUACAUGUGUCCUGUCUGUGGCCGGGCCCUUAGCUCCCCGGGGUCAUUGGGUCGCCACCUCUUAAUCCACUCGGAGGACCAGCGUUCUAACUGUGCUGUGUGUGGAGCCCGGUUCACCAGCCAUGCCACUUUUAACAGUGAGAAACUUCCUGAAGUACUCAAUAUGGAAUCCCUACCCACAGUCCACAAUGAAGGCCCCUCUAGUGCUGAGGGAAAGGACAUUGCCUUUAGUCCUCCAGUAUACCCUGCUGGAAUUCUGCUUGUGUGCAACAACUGUGCUGCCUACCGUAAACUGCUGGAAGCCCAGACUCCCAGUGUACGCAAGUGGGCCCUACGUCGACAGAAUGAGCCUUUGGAAGUACGACUGCAGCGGCUGGAACGAGAGCGCACGGCCAAGAAGAGCCGGCGGGACAAUGAGACCCCUGAGGAGCGGGAGGUGAGGCGCAUGAGGGACCGUGAAGCCAAGCGCUUGCAGCGCAUGCAGGAGACAGAUGAGCAGCGGGCACGCCGGCUGCAGCGGGAUCGGGAGGCCAUGAGGCUGAAGCGGGCCAACGAAACCCCAGAAAAGCGGCAGGCCCGGCUCAUCCGAGAGCGAGAGGCCAAGCGGCUCAAGAGGAGACUGGAGAAAAUGGACAUGAUGUUGCGAGCUCAGUUUGGCCAGGACCCUUCUGCCAUGGCAGCCUUAGCAGCUGAAAUGAACUUCUUCCAGCUGCCUGUAAGUGGAGUGGAGUUGGACAGCCAACUUCUGGGCAAGAUGGCCUUUGAAGAGCAGAACAGCAGCUCUCUGCACUGAACCACACCCUCCUGACUGCCCUCCUCCCCACCUACCCACCCACCCACCCACACUCACAGCCACGAGGACCAGUGCUGCUGCCACCCACGAGGCCCUGUCCUUGCUGCCAGAGGCAGGCCUGGGUUUGUUGCAGGUGGACCUGAACGGCCCUUGCAUGUGGGAGCAGGAUGACGGGGUCAGGAGGGACCUGGCCCAAGGCAGCUCUGGACAAGGGAGCAGGCAGUCCAGAGAACUGGCCUCCCCAGCCCACUGCCACAGGCCGUGCUUCUAGGACUGUGGGGCUCCUGUAUGGCCCAUGAAGUUGUGAGGUCAAAUAAAUUAAUUUUAUCUUUACUGCC
Mandrillus leucophaeus (drill) is the source of this 2164-nucleotide messenger RNA. RefSeq names its product zinc finger protein 821 (gene ZNF821). Gene Ontology annotation, biological process: regulation of transcription by RNA polymerase II. The record is from RefSeq and is a predicted model, not a curated record. Bases 588 to 1826 code for a protein of 412 amino acids. Gene Ontology annotation, cellular component: nucleus. Lineage: Eukaryota; Metazoa; Chordata; Mammalia; Primates; Cercopithecidae. Gene Ontology annotation, molecular function: RNA polymerase II cis-regulatory region sequence-specific DNA binding; DNA-binding transcription activator activity, RNA polymerase II-specific. The transcript is spliced from 8 exons.